Messenger RNA from Funneliformis geosporum, 372 nucleotides. The record is from the annotation of a GenBank genome assembly. Lineage: Eukaryota; Fungi; Glomeromycota; Glomeromycetes; Glomerales; Glomeraceae.
AUGGCAAUGUUUGUUCACGUUCAAGCUCAAGAUCAGGCUCAGAAUUUUGGCUGCAAAAUUAAAGUUUACCGACCUAAGCAAGGAGCCGUUUAUCCAUUUUUUAGCAGACAAUAUAUCGAAUAUGAUGUUAGUGAUAGUUGCAUGACAGAAGGUGGAGAUAACGGAGUUAAUGUCGGUGUCAUUAGUCGUACCACAGGCAACAAAGUUUAUGAUGUUGUUAAAAAUGGAAAUCUGAUUAACACACCUAGAAAGCUUCGAUUCAGAAUCAAUCCAAUUUGGGCAACAGACGGACGCAAAUAUUAUAUUAGGGUCACCGUCAAUAGGCGUAAGAGCGCGAUAUCUGGAGAUUUUACUACCGUCGAAGAGGCUUAA